AUGGGUUCUCCUGAUGACUCUAUGUCCUCAAGUAUUCAGUCAAGCAAAUUCUCUCCUGCAGUCUCCCUUUUAACCUCCUGGCACCUGUCCACUGCUGUCCAUAUAACUACUGAGUCAAGUCGAGUGGUUGAAGGAGAAAACAUCCUUUUCCUUGUGCAUGAUCUACCAGAUAAUACUAAAUCCUUAGUCUGGUUCAAAGCUCUAAAAAAUGUGACAGAAGAAAUUGCAGCAUAUGCACUGCCCUACAAUUUAAGUAGGCCAGGUCCUCUGUACAGUGGUAGAGAGACAAUAUAUCGCAAUGGAUCCCUGAUGAUAGAAAAUGUCAACCUCAAGGACACAGGAUUCUAUAUUCUACAAACCUAUAACAGACGUAAAAAAGUCAUAUCAACAACAACCAUGUACCUCCAAGUGAAUGCCUCACAUUCUCUGUGUUGCAACCCUCUCACUCCUUUCCCACUCAUGAUCCAACCAUUGCCUCCAUAUGCUGUUGAAGGGAAUGAUGUACUUCUUUACGUUCAUAAUCUUCCAGAAGAUCUGCAAGGCUUUGCCUGGUACAAAUCGAUAUAUAGGGGCCAUGUCAUUAAAAUUGUAGAAUACAGCUCAGCCUUGUAUUCUCUCUCUUGGGAGCCUGAAUACAAACCAAGAGGGACAAUGUACAAAGACGGAUCCCUGAUGCUCCUGAAUGUCACUGAGGAAGAUGCGGGAAUGUAUGCACUAGCAAUUUUAAACAAAGAUUUCAAAAUAGAAGAAGCCUACGUGAAAUUUCAUAUAUACAAGAAUGUGACACAGCCCUUUGUGCAAAUCUCUGAUACCACAGUCGCAGGACAAAGAUCUGUGAUCUUCUCCUGCAUUUCACCUGACACUAAUAUCUCUAUCCGUUGGAUCUUCAAUAAGAAGAAUCUGCAGCUCAAAGAGAGGAUGACUUUGUCCCCAACAAAGUGUGGACUCAAAAUAGAUCCUGUCAAGGAUGAGGAUGCUGGAGAAUAUCAGUGUGAGGUCUUCAACCGAGUUAGUUCGAAGAUCAGUCCCCCAGUGAGCCUGGCCAUCAUGAACGAGUGA
Microtus ochrogaster (prairie vole) is the source of this 1059-nucleotide messenger RNA. Its product is annotated as pregnancy-specific glycoprotein 22-like. The coding region runs from base 1 to 1059 and encodes 352 amino acids. NCBI's taxonomy places the organism in Eukaryota, Metazoa, Chordata, Mammalia, Rodentia, Cricetidae. Gene Ontology annotation, cellular component: plasma membrane; cell surface. The transcript is spliced from 4 exons. Gene Ontology annotation, molecular function: protein tyrosine kinase binding. Gene Ontology annotation, biological process: regulation of immune system process; signal transduction. The record is from RefSeq and is a predicted model, not a curated record.